GACACCGUUCAUGUACUAUUCCCUUCUGCAUAUUCUUCUGUCGAUCUACAAUCGUCGUUAUCCUAGGGCACUCGCGAAGACGUGGAGUUCCGCUGUUUGAGUUUGACUUCGCAGUGUGCGAUAUUACACCACGUUGUUCAAGCACUAUUCUACCUACGAUUGACAUUUCAUUUCACAUCCGUGGGUACUGAGGUUGAAUCGUGACACUGGCACUGACAGACCCAGUUAACGUCUUUCUAUCUCGAGGCGCCGGAUUCCACAUAGCAUUCAGAACGCAUUUUCUCAGACUCCCCGUUUUGCAGCAUGUCCGCUCUACCGACAGCGAGUCGUGGCCGGCACUUUUUGUGACAACGCUGUGCUUAUCCGGACGUUGAGCACUCCAGGUUAAGGGCAGCUAAAGGUGCCUAUUCGCCCUUCCCGUUUCUCUGGUGCUGUUGCUACCGUUGAAUGUCUUGUGACGUCUUCUCGGACUUGAACCGUUGAAGUCAUGACAGGAAAGGCAAACGGAAAUGGUCGCAGUCGCACCCGAUCACCUCGUCCCUUUCGAUGAGGGUAAACACAUGGUGAAUAUCUCAAUUCUGAAUGGCACGUUUCUGAUACGUGAACGUUUUGAUGAUGUUAUGAGAUGGAACCAUGUCGGAUGUAUUUACCCUCUACAAGGUUCUCCAUCACUAUUUAAAGAGUCUCACUGGUCCGCAUCACAAGUCAAAUCCACUUUCUAGGAACUCUUUUUGGGGGUGGUCGUCUCAUCAGUGUCGAUCCCGUAAUGUCUCCCAUCGACAAGUUUCAGCUUCCUAGUGUUCAGCAGAAUGUCAUCGAACAAAUCCGAUCACUGAAGUUCGACCACCGGAUCAUUCACGACGAUUUCAUCUGCGUUCAACGAUCAUUGGAGGGUGUCAGCACCUGCGUCCGGUGGUCGAAGCUCAAACGAUGUCAGCAGAUGAUCAUCGCUUGGAAGGGACUGCAUCAGGACUAUAUCUCUCUAGUGUGGAAAUCUAAAGACGUCGCUGGAAUGGCGCGGUCCACUGCAAUCGACUUUGUUGAUGUUGUGAUUCCUACCAUUCUGCAAAACGCGGAGCUAAGCAUCGAGCAAAAGAUGGAUACGAUGCACGACUACAUGAAGCAUCUCGAAAAUGAUGGAAAAGAAUCAAAAAGUCUCACCGACGGAUUCCUGAAGUUAAAGAGAGAUGUGGAUGUCUUUUGCAAUCAAUGGAAUGAUCUCAUAAAGGAGCAUCGGUUGCUCCGCCUUGUCACCCAAAGUAAGAAAUGUGAACAGCGUCUGGUGGAGCUGGACGCCCAGCUCAAGCCCCUCCAGUUCAAAAUUGCCGCUCUCAAGAUAGCAGUUCAAGUUGUCACUGCUACGCGAACCCUGAUCUCAUUAAUGGAUGGUUCUGCUAUGGGUCGAACGGCUGGUGGUGACGUCGCUCCGACACGUCUCAAGCAGGCUCUUUCUGAAGCAGACCUUGAGAUACAAAAUCUUAGACAAAAGAAUGCUCGCCAUUUGCAAGAUGUUCAGGAGCUCGACACACAGAGCACAGAGCAUAAGAUUCGCGACAUUGCGGCUAAACUUGGCGUUAUUGUCUCAGUGUGGGCUGCAAUAGUGGCUGAUUUGACUCUUGUCAGCGGCCUGCUUGAGCACGCAGUUCGCAGCCCAGAAAAUCCGACUCUCCAGGGCCUCUUCAAUGGACGCCUGAAACAAAUUCACAACCACUAUCGUGGUCUUGCCGAAGUAUUCCAUGAGUUCCAAGUUGCCUUGAACGAUACGUCCCUCCCGGCGCUUCGCCGAUCUCGUGAACGGAUUCUUUAACUGGCUAUCUCGAUGUGUCGUCUUGCGGGCUGGUUUCUCGGAAUAGAAGGAUUCACUCCCUAUGACGCUCAAAUGCAACGAUAACAAAGGUUGACGUCUUGUUGCCUGUUUUAAUUAUUGAAAUGCAAUUCGCUCUCCGCUACCCUUUCCCAAAUCUACCUUAUUAUGUUUCAGUUACCUUGCCUUGUACAUUUCCGUGAUGCGCGUGUACUUUUUGCUUCAAACGCGGAAUGACGGUCAUAUCUCUGGCUUGCGUGGUGUUC
This is a messenger RNA of Somion occarium, 2070 nucleotides long. The record is from the annotation of a GenBank genome assembly. NCBI's taxonomy places the organism in Eukaryota, Fungi, Basidiomycota, Agaricomycetes, Polyporales, Cerrenaceae.